Molecule: messenger RNA, 4852 nt
Organism: Cyprinodon tularosa
Lineage: Eukaryota; Metazoa; Chordata; Actinopteri; Cyprinodontiformes; Cyprinodontidae
Gene: flt4
Product: fms related receptor tyrosine kinase 4
Biological process (GO): protein phosphorylation; positive regulation of kinase activity; cell surface receptor protein tyrosine kinase signaling pathway
Cellular component (GO): signaling receptor complex
Molecular function (GO): transmembrane receptor protein tyrosine kinase activity; ATP binding
Source: RefSeq, a predicted model, not a curated record
AGUCACGAGCAAAGGAAGGGGAAAUCCUUGUAAAUCCCAUUCAGUGCCUUGUGCAUCCUUUUGGCAAAAAAUAGAGUUUUUAUUCUUUUUUUUCCACAUGUCCUCUCGUUUCUCAGAACUUUUGGGUUUCCUAACCAGAACCAGUCCGUUUCCACGCAUAGACUGACCGAGGUUCACCUGAGCGCGCGCGCCUCCCCACCCCGCCUCCCUCCCUCCUCUCACAAUCACGGAUUUUUUGUAAUUUACCAACCAAAAGAAAAACUUUCACACACUUUUCAGCGGCGUUAACAGCAAGCAAUCCCAUCAAGCCUGUGCAAUUCUGGACUAGAGAUCUGGAGAUGAAGACAGAUUUUACGCUUUUCUGCCGGAUUUGGAUUGGAGUAGCGUGCGCCUCAGGUCUGGUGAUUGGCUUAUCUAUGACUCCGCCCACGCUCGACGGCUCCAAAGGCGAUCGUGUAAUCUCUGUCAGCGAAACACUUUCUAUCACAUGCAGGGGACAGCGAACUCUGGCCUGGUCCUGGCCGGACCAAACGCUGUUUGGACAGGAACUCACAGAUCGUCAGAGCCAGCUGAAGACCACCGGGUCUCCCAGUCAGAGGACGGUCUUUAUUAGUGAAUGUCCCGGGCAGAAAGGGCAGCAGUACUGCAAGAGGCUGGUCCUGCAUAAUGCUCAGGCCAAGGAUACAGGCUACUACCGCUGCUACUACAAGGACAUCAGAGCCAUCGAUGGCACCACCGCUGUCAGAACCUACGCCUUUGUCAAAGACCCUGUGCAGCCCUUCCUGAUGAGAGGUGGACCCAGUGAAGGAGUGCAGACCAUUUUCAUCCCUCGCUCCGCCACGCAUGUCAUAGUGCCAUGUCUGGUCACGGUUCCUGAUCUCAACGUCACUCUCUACUGGUAUUCUGGGCCUAUGAACGCCAGUGGGAUGAAGUGGAACAACAAGCAAGGCUGGUCCAUUCCCAGAUAUGUCAUCGACAGUGCGCCGAUGGUCUUUGUAUCAUGCAAAGCCAUAGUGGAAGGCCAUCUUUACUCCUCUGACAACUACUUCAUCCAUAUCACGGGAGGUAAGAUUUACGAAGCCAAGCUGUUUCCUGAGGAGCCGGUAGAGUUGAUGGUGGGGGAGGCUCUCACCCUGAACUGCACGGUGAUGGUGGAGUUCGAAGCCGGGGUGGACAUCCAGUGGUCCUAUCCUGGUAAACAGACAAACAACUGGGUGGAGACUAAACCGCAGCGAGAGGCUUUGUCUCAUGCCGUGGAGGCGGUAAAUGUGCUGACCAUCCACCAUGUCAAUGUCACAGACUCUGGACUGUACAUCUGCAAUGCUACCACAAUGGAAACAAACAGAGUUCUGCAAACCCAAGUCAUAGUUCAUGAAAGGCCUUUUAUCAACCUGGACUACAGAGACGGACCUGUGGUGGAGGUAACUGCUGGACAGAAGUCAUUCAGAUUACAGCCAAACGUCUCUGCCUUCCCCACACCUGAAACGCAAUGGUAUAAAGACGGCGUGUUGAUAAACCACCGGCCAGAGUUUAAGAAGAAAAGGAUAAGAAUGCACUCUAACCACGCUUUGGAGAUUAAAGAUGUUUGUCAGGAGGAUUCUGGGCUGUAUGUGGUGGUGCUGAAAAACAGUGCCGCUUUGCUGGAGAGGAGGCUCAACAUCACGCUGGUUGUCAAUGUUCCUCCAGAGAUCUAUGAAAAAAAAGCCGCAGCUCCUUCCAGUCCUUAUCACAGAGGCAGCAGCCAGACGCUAAAAUGUACUGCCUACGGACUUCCUGCGCCCCACAUCAGCUGGCAGUGGAGAGCCUGGGGGCCGUGCAACGUCAACAGCACAGAAAAACGACUAGUCCAACGGGACAGGAAGAGCGGGAGAGACAGGAUGGCAGACUGUCAGAACUGGCAGGAAAUUGACUCAGAAAACGCAGUGAAUGAAAUCGAAUCUGUUGAGACGUCUGUGGAAGUGGUCGACAAUCAAGAGAAGAUUGUGAGCAGGCUUCAAAUACGAAACGCCAGUGUUUCAGUCUUCUACAAGUGCUCUGCUGAAAACAAAGUGGGCAAAGAUGAGUUUCCAAUCUACUUUUAUGUGACCACCAUCCCUGAAGGUUUCAGCGUGGAUGUUCAUCCCUCUGAGAAUCCCCAGGAGCAGGAGAAAGUCUCUCUGUCCUGCAGUGCUGACAACUACACCUAUGAGCAGCUGCUGUGGUACCGCCUUAACCCCCAGGCUCUGGAAGACCAGCAGGGCAAGCCUCAGGGGGUGGACUGCAGCAGCGUGCACCAUUACGCUGAGCCUCUGCAAGCAGAGCCCUCCUUCCAGCGACACUCAAACAGCUGGGUCCUGGAAUUCACCAUGGAGUCCAUACGGCUGCAGGAUGAGGGACACUAUGUGUGCAAAGCUCAGGGAAGACGCAGCGAGGAGAAACAGUGCCUCUUUCGAUACAUCUCUGUCAAAGCCCUGGAGGCCCCGCUGUACAAGCGCAGCCUCACCAACCAGACGGUGAACGUAACCGAGUCUCUGCGGAUGGAGUGCGACGUUGAGGGCAGACCUCUGCCCCGUCUCUCCUGGUUCAAAGACAACCGGCCCCUGCACCAAAUGUCAGGGAUCCAGCUGCAGGAUUCAAACCGUACGCUGAGCAUCCAGCGGGUCACAGAGGAGGAUGCUGGCCUCUACACCUGCACCGCCUGCAACCAGCGAGGCUGCGUCCGCUCCUCAGCCGCCGUCAAAGUCAUCGGUUCAAGUGACAAGGCGAACGUGGAGAUAGUUAUCCUCAUCGGGACUGGAGUCAUUGCCGUUUUCUUCUGGGCUUUGCUCAUCCUCAUCUUCUGCAACGUGAAACGGGUUAACCCAGCUGACAUCAAGACAGGCUAUCUGUCAAUCAUAAUGGACCCUGUUGAGGUGCCGCUGGACGAGCAGUGUGAGUACCUGCCCUACGACUCGUCACAGUGGGAGGUCUCCAGAGACAGACUCCGGCUGGGAAAAGUUUUAGGACACGGCGCCUUUGGAAAAGUAAUCGAGGCAUCGAUCUAUGGCAUCAAUAAGAGCAACAGUUUAAACACGGUGGCUGUUAAGAUGCUGAAAGAUGGAGCCACGGCCAGUGAGCACAAGGCUUUGAUGUCCGAGCUGAAGAUCCUGAUUCACAUCGGUCACCAUCUGAAUGUGGUCAACCUGUUGGGAGCCUGCACUAAACCCAACGGUCCAUUGAUGGUGAUAGUGGAAUACUGCAAAUAUGGGAAUCUGUCCAACUUCCUGCGAGCAAGAGAGUUCUUCCUUCCUUACAGGGACCGCUCACCGAAAACUCAGAGCCAGAUGAGGCGGAUGAUCGAAGCCGGUCAGACGGAUCAAAGAGCCGGGCAGACUCCUCCGGCGUGCUCCAGCAGUCCUCAGAUUACAUCAUCCAAGGCAUCUAAUCAGAACCCCCCCGCAGAGAAAAUGGAGGACCUGUGGAAAACCCCGCUGACAAUAGAGGACCUCAUAUGCUACAGCUUCCAGGUGGCUCGGGGGAUGGAGUUCCUGGCCUCCAGAAAGUGCAUCCACAGAGAUCUGGCAGCUCGAAACAUUCUUCUGUCAGAGAACAACGUGGUGAAGAUCUGUGACUUCGGCCUGGCCAGAGACAUUUACAAAGAUCCUGAUUACGUCAGGAAAGGCAACGCUCGUCUGCCUCUGAAGUGGAUGGCUCCAGAGAGUAUCUUUGACAAAGUGUACACCAGCCAGAGUGACGUUUGGUCUUUUGGAGUCCUCCUCUGGGAAAUCUUUUCACUCGGCGCGUCUCCGUACCCAGGAGUGCAGAUUGAUGAAGAUUUCUGUAAACGGUUGAAAGAUGGCGUAAGAAUGAGGGCACCAGAGACAGCUUCUCCUGAAAUAUAUGGCAUCAUGCUGGCCUGCUGGCAGGGCGAGCCCAAAGAGAGGCCGACGUUUCCUGCUCUUGUUCAAAUCCUGGGAGACCUCCUGCAAGACAACAAUCUACCUGAUGGGAAGGAUUACAUCCCCCUCAACAACUCGCAGAACUCAGAGGAUGAUGGGUUCUCACAGACCACAUCACGUCCUACAUCAGAGGAGGAGCUGAGACUGGCUUUCAGCACGCUGCCCACAAGGUAUUAUAACUGUGUCCCCUUUGCCGGCUGCAUGUUUGUUGGGCCCUCUAAAAUAUGCCACCCCAGAGUGAAGACAUUUGAAGAUUUGCCCCUGGGGAUGCAUUCACAAAAGCCUCCACAAGAUAACCAGACCGACAGCGGGAUGGUUCUGGCCUCUGAAGAAUUUGAGAGAAUUGAGCACAACCACCGGGGCGCUGUGUUAAAAAGUCGUAUGAGCAGCACCAGCAGCACGGAGCCCCUCACAGCCUCCCACUGUCCCACUGGUCAGAACACCAGCAGCUCCGGACAUCGUCCCAACUUCUUCAGCCAGCUGACAGGACAGACCUUCUACAACAACGAGUACGGCCACCUGUCCGAGGAGGGCUUCUGUGACUUCUACUCAUCGCCAGGGACCCCUUCCUUGGCCUCCUCAAACGUGUAAACCAAAGAAAAUGAGUGAAGAGCAGUGAUGUUGGUGGUCUGAGGGAGGAAUGUGAAAUUAUACUCAUGUCUCAUUAUCAAAAGGAUUGAAGAGCUUCUGAGCAGAGCUGGCUUUUUCUCAUCUCACUGUUCCUCCUCAGCAAAUGGACUUAACUGAUGUGCCUGGAUUUCCUUUAACCAGCCACUGGGUGGCAGUAUUACAACAAUAAUGAAUCAAAAUCGUUUUCUUUACAUACAUUUAUAUUUUUAUCUUUUAUAUAAAAUUUUCUUGCCUAAUUUUUUACACCUUUUGUCUUAUUUAGGAGAAAAUAAAUAAACUUUAUCCUUUGUUUGUCUCAUUUAUGU